Molecule: messenger RNA, 3089 nt
Organism: Drosophila eugracilis
Lineage: Eukaryota; Metazoa; Arthropoda; Insecta; Diptera; Drosophilidae
Product: aminopeptidase Ey-like
Exons: 7
Coding region: 176-2959 (927 amino acids)
Biological process (GO): proteolysis; peptide catabolic process
Cellular component (GO): cytoplasm
Molecular function (GO): metalloaminopeptidase activity; zinc ion binding; peptide binding
Source: RefSeq, a predicted model, not a curated record
UCGAUUGCGUUUGCGAGAAGAGUCUCAAUCGGGUUUCAUUGGCCCAGACCUUAAUACGUGAGCGGCAUAACGAGCCGAAAAAAAAAACACUGCCAAAGAAAACAUAAUAAAUAAAACAAUUUGCAUUAAUUUGAAGUAAAUCAGCGAAGCCGCAUAAACAGCAAAAAAAUCGGUCAUGAAGUGGUUUCUGCUGUUCGUGGUGGCCGUUGGCCUGGGCCUAGCCACCGCCGACUCCGACUCCACCUACAACUACUACCGCCUGCCCACCUCGCUGCGCCCACAGAAGUACCAUCUCCGCAUUCUCACGCUGCUGGAAAAUCCAGAGGACCUGCGCUUUUCCGGCUCUGUUAAGAUACUGAUUGAGGCCUUGGAAAACACAAAGAACAUAACCCUGCACUCGAAAAAUCUGACCAUCGAUGAGUCUCAGAUCACUCUUAGCCAGGUCGGUGGAGAGGGCAAGAAGGACAACUGCGUGUCUUCCACUGCGGUGAAUCCCACCCAUGACUUCUACAUCCUCAACACCUGUCAGGAACUGUUGGCCGGCAAUUUCUACGAGCUGUAUAUGCCAUUUUCCGCCGACUUGAAUCGACAGCUAGAGGGUUAUUACCGAAGCUCCUACAAGGAUCCUGUGGCCAAUACAACCAAAUGGAUCUCCGUUACCCAGUUCGAACCAGCAUCGGCUCGGUUAGCCUUCCCCUGCUUCGAUGAGCCCGACUUCAAGGCUCCCUUCGUCGUUACUUUGGGCUACCAUAAGAAGUACACCGGACUUAGCAAUAUGCCCGUGAAGGAAACCAAGCCACAUGAAACCCUUGCCGACUACAUAUGGUGCGAGUUCCAGGAGUCCGUACCAAUGUCCACCUACCUAAUUGCCUACUCCGUAAACGAUUUCUCCCACAAGCCCUCGACUCUGCCAAACAGUGCCCUCUUCAGGACCUGGGCAAGACCAAAUGCCAUCGAUCAGUGCGAUUACGCCGCAGAGUUUGGGCCCAAAGUACUCCAGUACUACGAACAGUUCUUCGGCAUCAAGUUCCCGCUUCCCAAGAUCGACCAGAUCGCAGUUCCCGAUUUCAGUGCCGGUGCCAUGGAGAACUGGGGCCUGGUGACCUACAGGGAGAUAGCCCUUCUCUACUCGGCUGCCCAUUCCUCGCUGGCGGAUAAGCAACGGGUGGCCAGCGUGGUGGCCCAUGAGUUGGCCCAUCAGUGGUUUGGAAAUCUGGUCACCAUGAAGUGGUGGACCGAUCUUUGGCUCAACGAGGGAUUCGCCACUUAUGUGGCAAGUUUGGGUGUCGAGAAUAUCAAUCCGGAAUGGCGUGCCAUGGAGCAGGAGUCGUUGUCCAACCUGCUGACCAUUUUCCGCCGAGACGCCUUGGAGAGCAGCCAUCCCAUCUCCAGACCCAUUCAAAUGGUUUCCGAGAUUUCGGAGAGUUUCGAUCAGAUCUCCUACCAAAAGGGUUCGACGGUCCUGCGCAUGAUGCACUUGUUCCUGGGCGAGGAGUCCUUCCGCUCCGGUCUUCAGUCCUACCUGCAGCAAUACUCCUAUAAGAAUGCCGAGCAGGAUAAUCUCUGGGAAUCGCUCACCCAAGCAGCUCACAAAUAUCGAGCUCUGCCCAAGAGCUAUGACAUCAAGAGCAUCAUGGACUCGUGGACAUUGCAAACUGGCUAUCCUGUGAUCAACGUUACCCGAGAUUACUCUGCCAGGACAGCGAAACUUAGCCAGGAACGCUACCUUCUGAAUACCCAGAUAUCUCGGGCUCAUCGCGGUGGCUGCUGGUGGGUGCCGUUGAGCUACACCACCCAGGCAGUGCAGGACUUUAAUAACACUACGCCCAAGGCUUGGAUGGAGUGUGGCAAGAAUGGCGAGAGUCUACCCAAGACCAUCCAGGAUCUGCCAGGAGCCGAUCAGUGGGUUAUCUUCAAUACCCAGCUUUCGACGUUGUACAAGGUCAACUACGAUGCCCAGAACUGGAAGCUGCUGAUCGAGACUUUGACCACAGGAGACUUCGAAAGGAUCCAUGUGAUCAACCGGGCUCAGCUGAUCGAUGAUGCUCUGUACUUGGCCUGGACCGGUGAACAGGACUACGAGAUAGCCAUGAGACUGAUUGAGUAUCUGCAGCGGGAGCGGGAGUAUCUGCCCUGGAAGUCGGCCUUUGAGAAUCUGAAGCGUGUGGGCCGCAUUGUUCGACAGACCCCUGACUUCGAGUUCUUCAAGCGCUACAUGAAGAAGCUAAUCCUGCCGAUCUAUGAGCAUCUGAACGGCAUCAACGACACCUUCAGUUCGAUUCAGCAGCAGGAUCAGGUCCUCUUGAAGACCAUGGUGGUCAAUUGGGCGUGCCAAUACCAGGUAGCGGAUUGUGUGCCCCAGGCCUUGGCCUACUACCGCAACUGGAGAUCGGAGGCCAAUCCCGACGAGAAGAACCCGGUGCCGAUCAAUGUGCGCAGCACUGUCUACUGCACGUCGAUAAGGCAUGGAUCCGAUUCGGAUUGGGAGUUCCUGUGGACGCGUUACAAGAAGUCCAAUGUGGCGGCCGAGAAGCGGACCAUUCUGACUGCUCUGGGCUGUUCGAGGGAGGUGUGGCUGCUGCAGCGUUAUUUGGAGCUGACCUUUGACCCCAAGGAGGCCAUUCGCAAGCAGGACUCGAUGUGGGCCUUCCAAGCGGUGGCCUUCAACGAGGUGGGCUUCCUGCUGGCCAAGAAGUACUUCAUGGACAACGUUGACUUCAUCUACAAAUUCUACCAUCCCCUUACCAAGGACAUGUCACGCCUUCUGUCACCGCUUUCUGAGCAGGUCAUCACGCUGAGCGACUUCAAUGAGUUCAAGGACUUUGUCAACAACUCCCGACAGUCGCUCAAGGGCCUGGAGCAGGCCAUCCAACAGACCCUGGAGAUAAUGCUCACCAAUGUGCAGUGGAAGGAGCGAAACUACCACCAGAUGUCCCGCUCCAUCCAGCAGCUUCUCUAGAUUAACAGUCCUGUCCAGUCUCUCAUCAGCUCAACAAGGAAGAAUCUCUUGAUUUCAGCAGGAAUAUUAUGAAUGUUUAAAGUUUCUUAAAUAAACUAUUUAAUACUCUAGUAUUAUUCGUGUAUCUCAA